Molecule: messenger RNA, 7270 nt
Organism: Aspergillus vadensis CBS 113365
Lineage: Eukaryota; Fungi; Ascomycota; Eurotiomycetes; Eurotiales; Aspergillaceae
Product: putative sensor histidine kinase/response regulator
Exons: 6
Coding region: 225-7223 (2332 amino acids)
Biological process (GO): phosphorelay signal transduction system; protein autophosphorylation
Molecular function (GO): histidine phosphotransfer kinase activity; ATP binding; protein binding
Source: RefSeq, a predicted model, not a curated record
CGAAACCCUUUACCCGACUUACCCUGAACCUUUUCGAGAGGGGGCAGCGCCUCGCCCUCUCCACCCUGCUUGGCGAUUGAACCGUUUUCGUCCUUAUGCCUCCUGGUCCCCUGUCCGAACAGCCUUGCCGUCUCAGUUUGCGACUACUCACCACCGAUCGGCUAUCUAUGGCCGUCAACUGAGGGGCCGAAUACUCAGGAUUUCCGCGAUAAGUGUUGGUGGAGAUGGAGGACAGCCAUAUACUGGGUGACGACCUGCCACUCCCACCGGCCCGCCUUUUCGAGAGGUUGGGACAUCUGCCUGGAUAUACAUGGGAUCAGACUAUUGAGCCGUUUCAUUCGACAUAUAAUCACUGGCAUGUCUUUGGCCUCCGACAUGCCGCAGAGUCAGAUGUCUCUACACCUGCCGCGACCUCGUCGGGCCCCUCAAGCCUGGCUCGCAAUUCCCCGCGAACCGAAUCCCGCCCUCCAUUCCGACAUCACUGGAGAAGCAGCCUAAGCGAAUCCAGUAGCGAGCUCUCCCUUUCUCGCAUGGAUCACGAGUCAAUAUGGAUUCCAGUGUUAGCGCGAGUCUCGUCUCACGUUGUGAGGCUAGAGCGCGAGUUCCAUAUGCUCAGAUCUAUCGUGCAGACUUCCGAUCCAGAUUGCAACCAUACUAUACGCCCUAUAGACCUUAUACGCUUGCCCUCCGACCCGGGUGAUGCAGGCCCUCUCCUCGUGGCUAUCUUCGAAUCCCCGGGCCAGAAUAUGUUGCGAGAAAUGGUCGCUUUUGGUCCUGCCUGGUUUGCGGCCGGUGGUAGGACUGACAGCAAUGAGCCGACGCCAGGAGAACAAGUCUCUCUUUCCACCUUUCUUGAUUUUGCGAUUGGUGCUUGCGAUUGCUUGGAACUUUUACACUACGGCCUCAAGACGGUACACGGCGAAAUCCGCGGGGAUGCCUUCCAUUUCAAUCGAGAGGCGGGGUCUGUGAAGCUUACCAACACGGGAAAUGGUGCUAGGUCUUUCGAUAAUAUCCUGAGCGAAGGCUGGUCAUCCCUCUCAAAGGAGCUUGGUGUCAAGAAUAAGCUACAAUUUAUCGCUCCGGAACAAACGGGAAGAAUGCCUACGGAGCCGGAUAGUCGAACGGACAUCUAUGCUUUGGGCGUGCUUUUCUGGACGAUGUUGGUUGGUAAACCGGCCUUCACGGGCAGCGACCCUGUUGAAGUCGUACAGAACGUACUGGGAAAGAAGCUACCACCGCUCUCGGCCAAGAGAAUGGAUGUCCCCGACGCAGUGUCAGCUGUAAUCCAGAAGAUGACACAGAAAGCUGUCAAUGAACGCUACCACACCAUAUCAUCUGUCAAGCGAGAUCUGGCACAGAUCUCCCAGUUGCUUGGGGAUGGUGAUAGUGAAGCAUUGAAAGACUUCCAGAUCGCUCAGCGUGAUGUGUCGUCUUUCUUUACGCUUCCCUCUCGCAUGUUUGGGCGCGGAGAGGAAUAUGACAAGAUCAUCAACGUUGUCGAGAAGGUUCAUAGGCGCCAGCAAGCUGCGUAUGCGAGAGCAGCUGCUCAGACAUCCAGUGGAGUAGGAUCCAACUCUUCUGUCUCCGACGGUCGGGUUGAUAGCUUUGAGAUUGCAUCUGGCUCGAGCGACUCAGGCUCCUUCAAUCUUGCGUCCAGGGCAGCUUCCAACGGUGGCGCUUACAACCUAGGCCGCACAUCUACGCACGAAUCUCUGCACAGCACGGAUUCUUCUCCUUCAACUCCUAAACCCGGAGACUCGUCAGGCAAACCCAGGAGCCCUGUGGAGUCUCGCGCAUCCUGGGAGAAUGUAGACAGAGAUGGCCAUCCCUCUGCUGGAACAAGCACGCAGAGCCAUGGUGAUUCUAUCGGAUCUGUUGCCAGGGCGAAGGCUGCACACAAGGUUCGCCGCGCCGGAAAAUGCGAAGUAAUUACCAUAAGCGGUGCGGCUGGCAUUGGAAAGACCGACCUUCUGAACCGUGUUCAGCCCGCAAUUCGUAAACUUGGAUAUAUCGGUAUAGCCCGUCUGGAUCGCGCCAGGCGGAUCCCAUUUGAACCUUUCGCCAAAAUUCUGGCCAGCCUUCUCCGCCAGAUCUUUUCUGAACGCGAUGUGACAACUGAAUACCACAAUAACAUUCGCACUGCGUUGAGACCAAUGUGGCCAACAUUACACCGUGUGCUGGAACUCCCGGAGCAGCUCAUGUCAUCGGGAGGAAAUGAAAGACAAAUUUCGCCCAGACUUUCGGCAGCGCAACACAUCUUCAAGGAGGUUUCGACCAAGGGCGAACCAUCCAAGCGCGUUGCACUCCCAAGUCUGGAUCAUGGUCAAAGCUCUGUGGACUUCUUUCUAUCUAAUGCCGCACUGAAGAACAUGCGGUUGAUGGAGACGUUUUUGGAGAUACUGCGGACUCUAUCCCAGUACCGAUUGAUCUGCGCUUGUGUGGACGACUUGCAUUAUGCCGAUGACGAGACCCUGGAGUUGAUCAUGAACAUCGUGAAAGCUAAAAUUCCAUGUGUAUUGAUACUCACAAGCCGGAAGUCUGAGCUGGAAUCGAAUAUUAUCAGGCCGCUCUUCGAUUCUGAGAAUUCCAGUGUGACGCGCGUCGUACUCAAGCCUCUUGGAGAGGAAGAGAUCAUGCAAAUUGUGGCCGCUACAAUGCAUCAGGAACCCAACCCGAUGUUAACUCCGCUUGCCGCUGUCAUACAGGAAAAAAGCAUGGGCAAUCCGUUCUUUGUCCGAAUGAUGCUCGAAACCUGCUAUAGCAAAAACUGUAUCUGGUAUUCAUGGAAGAAUUCUGUGUGGGAAUUCGACUUGGAUCGGAUCUUCACCGAAUUUGUGGCUCCUAGGUAUGGCGAAGGGCUUGGGCUAGGGUUCAUUGCAAGGCGCCUCCAGGAAAUUCCUCCGGCCGCCAGGUCCAUCAUGGUCUGGGGCGCAUUGCUAGGAAGCCCGUUUGCGUUCUCUCUGGUACAAAAACUUCUUACAAGCGAGUUCUUGUAUUCCAGCGAGGACGACGAGGCUGUAGACCUUACCUGUCCUCAGAAUGCAAAUCUAAUCCGACAAACUGAAGCCGAUAUGGUUGUCGGUCUACAGUAUCUUGUGCAAGCAAACCUGAUCAUUCCGGGAAAGACGGACGAUGAAUUUAGAUUUGUCAAUGAUCGCUUUUCGCAAGCGGCCCUUUCGUUGACAGAGGGACGGAAUGUUGAAAAAAUGCAUUUCAUCAUAUCCCAGGCAAUGAUGAAGUACUACCAUGAUGGCCGCAGUCGAUACGCAAUGGCGCGACAUGUGGCUCUGGCGUCUCGGAUUAUCAAGUCUCGUGUCGUAGAGAGACUUGAAUAUAGAAAGAUCUUAUGGGAUGCGGCGCAAACCGCUGCGCAAUCGGGUGCGCGUCCAACAGCGCUUUGGUACUUCCGGCACUGCAUCACUUUCCUUCAAGACAAUCCUUGGGAUGACAAUAACGCUGAUGUGUACUACCGGGAGACUUUGCGUCUGCAUAUUGCCACGGCUGAAAUGUCUUGGUCUCAAGGCCAUAACACGGAAGCUUUGGACCUGCUAGAUAAAGUCUUCGAACAUGGAAAGAGUGCCGUCUGCAAAUCAAGAGCUUGGAUCGUGAAGGCCAAGAUCUACGCUCAGAUGGGUAACCACCUCCGUUCGAUGGAUUCACUCCUUACGUGUCUGGAAGAGCUUGGUGUGCAUCUACGAGAGCCUACGACUUACGAUGAAUGCGAUGAUGCGUACCGUAAUCUUCGCGCGUACCUUGAGCAAGCGGACUUAGAAGCUAUUGUCCGUAAGCCCGUCAGCAAGGAUGUCGACAUGAUCACUAUUGGGGAAGUCAUGGCUGAGGCGAUGGCUGUCACGUACUGGGAUGAUGCACUAACAUUCUACCGGAUGGCCAUUGAGAUGAUGAACCUACAUCUCUUCAAAGGCGGGUUUGUGCAGAUUUCUAUCGGCUGUUCGCACCUCGCGAUGAUAUCGUUCAGCCGAUUUAGGGACCUGGAGCUCGCCGUGAGGCUGAGCGAUUUCGCGCUCACCCUCCUUGAGCGGUGUCCUGAACAGUGGACUCAAAGCCGGGGCUCUAUCGUACAUAACCUUUACGUCGGCCACUUGCGCGUUCCGCUGUCUUCGACACUCCCAAAUCUCGAGGCCUCUGUGGAGACAUCCUUCUCGAUGGGCGAUCCUUACAUCACCCUAAUCAGCUUGUCUUCGAUGGCGAUGACAAGACUAUAUCUGGGCCAUGAUAUGGCUCAGGUGGAGGCGUUCUGCAACGAAAGCCCAGAAGACAUUCCCGACUGGGUCAAUGAUACCCGUGGUGGUGCUAGUCUGCUUGCAGUAAGACAAGUUGCGCGUGCUUUGCAAGGUAAAACGGCCUGUCGUUCUCCUGACACUAUUAUGUCCGACGAGCACCAUCACACGAACGAGUACAUCGCUUUCCUGGACAACAAUGCCAGUAACGCUGAUCGCCCGCGAGACAUUUACUGGGGCCUUGCAAUGAUUCCGCUAUUUGCAUAUGGACAUCAUACUAAGGCUAUACAGCUGGGUAUGCAGAUGAUGGAGACUAUGCCCAGGCUGUGGUCUGCUCGUGUUUCAUACGUAGUCUAUUUCUAUCUCGCCCUUUCUCUUUUGACUCUUCACAACGAGUACCCUGCUCGCGGGUAUCUUGAUGGAAGCCUGCAUACGGUCUUGAAGUAUAAAGCUGAAGUGGAUUUCGCGCGCAGUGCUUGCGAUGCCAAUUAUGGAAUGUGGUCCUUGAUAUUGGAGGCACUGAUAUGCGAAGUCCGGAAUGACCAUACUUCUGCAAUUCAAUCUUUCGAAGCUGCAAUCGAUCAUUGUCAAAUUCAUGGGUGGCCCUUGGAGGAAGCGCUUGCUCUAGAACUGCAUGGAGAGUUCCUGAUCCGUCGCGGUGCCAAAAGGGCGGCGCGUUCUGUCAUGCAAGACGCAAUUGCCGCAUGGGCCGCGAUAAGCGCCGUGGGUAAGGCGGCGCAGCUGACCGAGAAGCAUGAAUGGCUAUUGAAAACCGCCACAUCCUCGAGGAACGUUGACGCUGGCUGUCAAACCGUGGACUCGCUGCUCGGAAUCAAUCGCAAUACCGGCCAAGAACACAUGGGAGUAGCACAAAAUAUGGAAGAAGAUGACAGAAAACAACGCUGGAUAGAACAAAAUGGCGUUACUACGGGUGAACGUUCAUUCGACAUAUCUGGCGUCGGCCUUGAUAUUAUCGACUUAUCAAGCAUCCUCGAAUCUAGUCAAGUGAUGUCCUCGGAGCUUCAGAUCGAUAAACUUUUGACGAAGAUGAUUGAGAUCGUUCUGGAAUCCUGCAAUGGCUCAGAUUCUGCGGUCAUUGCGACCAAUUUUGAUAAUAACUUCACGGUCGCUGCGGCUGGGGACUUGGAGAAAGGACAAAAGUCUUUCGUGGAUGGCCUUCCGUUCUCCGAAAUCGAGGAUAAGAUGGCGCAUCAGAUCUCUCACUACGUCAUGCGCACUAGGGAGGAAGUUCUGGUCCACAACGUUUUGGAGGAUGAGCGUUUCUCGAACGUCAAUGAGGGCUACCAAGCCAGGUAUCCCCUUGGACGGUCCGUGAUCGCAUUGCCUAUUAUGCAGGCCGAGCAUCUGCUCGGUGUCAUCCAUAUUGAAGGCAAACCGAAUUCAUUCACCCAGCGGAAUGUUGUGGUUCUUCACUUGCUUUGCAACCAGAUUGGUAUCUCGCUUUCCAAUGCGUUGCUCUUCCGCGAAGUGCGUAAGGUCAGCGCUACCAAUGCGUCUAUGGUGGAGGCUCAAAAGCGCGCACUUGCCCAGGCUCGCGAGGCGGAGCAGAAGGCUAAAGUGGCCGAGGCUGAAGCAAAGCAUAACGUGAAGCUGAAAGAAGAUGCAGCAAAGGCCAAGUCCAUCUUCUUGGCUAAUAUAUCUCACGAUCUGCGCACACCGAUGAAUGGCGUUAUUGGUUUGUCAGAACUCCUCAAGGGUACCAAGCUGGACAGAGAGCAGGAUGAAUAUGUGGAAUCGAUCCGUGUCUGCGCUGACACGCUGCUCACACUCAUCAACGAUAUCCUUGACUUCUCCAAGUUGGAGGCAGGCAAGAUGAAGAUCUCUACCGUACCCCUCAACAUUCGGGAAACAAUCUCGGAGGUGGUUCGCGCACUUCGCUAUACGCAUCGCGAUCGUGGCUUAGAGACCAUCGAGGAUCUGGACAAAGUCCCGCCAGAACUUGUGGUCCUCGGAGACCCUGUUCGCUUGCAUCAGAUCUUCAUGAAUCUUCUCAGUAACAGUUACAAGUUCACUCCCAAGGGAUCCGUGACUGUGAGAGCCAAGGUUUCCAGAGAAGGCAAGGGUCGUGUCCGUUUGGAGUGCUCUGUAUCCGAUACAGGUAUUGGAAUUUCAGAAGAACAAAAGUCCCGACUGUUCCGGCCAUUUUCGCAAGCCGAUAACUCCAUGGCGCGGUCAUAUGGCGGUAGUGGGCUUGGUUUGAGUAUCUGCAAGGCAAUCAUUGAGGACGUCCUAGGCGGUGCUAUUUGGCUGGAUUCGACCUCAGGCGUUGGAACUACGGUGACGUUCCAUCUGGCAUUCAAUAAGGUGAAAGACGCUGCCGCUAAAGCUGCCAAGAACAAGGCUGCCAAUCAGGUGGAGAACAAAGCUCCGGUUCCUACUGCUCGAGAUUUGACCAUGGUGCCCCGGGAUCAGAUCCGAGUCUGUAUCGCUGAAGACAAUCCUAUCAACCAGAAGAUUGCGGUCAAAUUCGUCAAGGGGCUCAAUCUUCAGUGCGAAGCAUACAGUGAUGGGCGGCAGGCAGUUGAAGCUCUCCGAACCAGAUCUCGUGAAGGCAACCCGUUCCAUGUGGUCCUGAUGGAUGUACAAAUGCCGACUCUCGACGGCUACAAUGCCACUCGCGAGAUCCGGAAAGACCCAGAUCCCAAUGUCAACGAAGUGUUGGUCAUAGCCAUGACGGCGAGUGCCAUCGAGGGAGACCGCGAGAAGUGCCUUGGUGCCGGAAUGAACAACUACCUGCCCAAGCCGGUUCGAUCUACUAUCUUGAGUGAGAUGCUUGACCAAUACCUUGCACCAGUGCCAGCUUACACAAGGACGCGGCUGGUGAACCGGGAACGAGGAAGUGUAAGCACUGAGGCAGGGACACCACGGAGCCACUCCAUGUCGCCUAAUAUCGACGGCCAAGCCCCCGCUCUGUCGCCUGAAGAAGAGAAGCAACUGCAAGAGCGGCAACCUAUAGAAAAUUAGCGUCGUGGUGACUUCUUCCAACCUCUACGAUGGCAAGCUUUUGCCAU